Molecule: messenger RNA, 1777 nt
Organism: Thermothielavioides terrestris NRRL 8126
Lineage: Eukaryota; Fungi; Ascomycota; Sordariomycetes; Sordariales; Chaetomiaceae
Exons: 3
Coding region: 332-1423 (363 amino acids)
Source: RefSeq, a predicted model, not a curated record
GCCGACAUUCUACAUCGUGGCGGUUUUUUGUGGAGGAUUGUUGCUGCAGGGGCAACUCGCGAUGUCGCCCCCAGACGCAGGUAACGAAAGGAGACAGGGCUCGUUAUGCAUGGCGUGUAUGGGCAGCAAGGCUUUGGAGGGAUAUAUCAUGGCGGUGUCACGGAUCAACGCGCGCUCGUCCCUGUUCUCUCCAUUUUUGCCGUAGUACACUCGAACUGCUGUUGGACAGCGAAGUUCAUGAGCACAACUUUAGCGGCACAGCCAGAUUAGACUACUCGAACGGCGACCAGUCGAUCCCAGUAGCUGGAGCAACUGGACAGGAGGACGAACAAUGCCUCUAGGACCCAAUCCGCGAGGUCAAGGCGGCCUCCCGCUCCUGAUCGCAAGGGACGAGUGCUCCGAUGCGUUUGGCUCCAAUGCAUCCAAUUCCAUCUGCAAUCCUAGCAUGACACUUUGCUGUGUAUGGCACGGCCAGCCAUUCCCUUCUUGCCACCAAUACCUCGGCAACGGUUGGUGUUGUGCCGGAAGCGAUGCAGCGGAUAUCUGCCACGUCGACCAGCCCUCGAACUGCGACGAUCCGAGCUCCGUGCCUUGCACCAACCUCGAGGACGGCACCGCCGAGGCCUGCUGCCCGCGCUUGACCACCUGCGACCCGACCAUCAAGGCGAGCAAAGACGCGGUUCGCUGCAACAUCCAGUACGGUGAUCUCAAGCGCGCAGCACAGGCCUCACCCGUGACCCCGCUGCCGGUGGUGUCGUCCCCCUCAACGGCAACGACGGACUCCGCCGACGCCACGACGACCACUUUGACAACGACGACGAGCUCCUCCGCGUCGACGGCCAGCUCGACGUCGUCGACGUCCUGGCCUGUCCCUGCGAGCAAUACAACCACAGAUGCCAAUUCAACCAUGCAGAAGACAUCAUCCUCAUCCUCAUCAUCCUCCGCCUCCUCCUCCUUGGUGGUGCCCUCUCAAAGCCAGGGGCCAGCACCGGCCCAGCAGUUGCCGGCGGGGCUGAUAGCCGGUGCGGCGGUCGGCGCCACGCUCGGGCUUGUGUCGUUGGUGCUGCUGGGGUACCUCUUUUUCCGCAAAUUGGCGAAGAAGAGGAGGAGACUGCAAGAGCAGCAGCAAGGCGGCGGCGGCGGCAAUGGCGGUAACGACGGCAACGGCAACGGUUAUCCUUACCAUUACCCUCCACCUCCGCCUGCUCCGUUGACUUACCAUGAUUACCAUCGUCAUCCGCCGGCCGGCGAGUUCCAGCAGGGACAUGAUUACCCGUAUUAUGCCCAGGUGACGAGGGAGGUCGGCUAUGGCUACCAGCCGGGCUCGUGGAAGGCGCCGGUGGAGAUGAUGGCGAAGAGCUUGGUGGAGACGGAUGGGCCGGUUGAGCUCGCCAGUGAGGAUGUCAGGGUUCGUGUGCGUUGAUUGAGUGCGGAGCGGGAUGUCAUGACGGGAUGCAUGGGAGUUUGUCCAAUGUGCAACCAUGUGUGGGGUCCAAAGCAAGGCGCCGCAUUUGACCUGGAAUUAAACAAACCAGACGACCCAGUUCUAUUUUGAGGGUGGGUGCGGUCGCGAAGGAUUGCACGGAUUACUUCCGUGUUAAGCAGGUCCAUAUGCAAGAUUGAAAAUCUAGAUCCACUGUCGCGAUUUUCUAGCUGAAGUCGUUGCCUACCCGACACUGCUCGAGGUAUGGUACAGGACAGGGCACCUGGUGCCCGCAUUCCAUUCGAGUGUUGUUAACUCCGAGAGAGCGUCACUGUGGGGUCCUGCCCCCUUUCU